UUCAAUUUUAUUUUGGAAGAAAGUUGUUGUUUUUUUUUCACUUCGCCUAAUUUGUAUAGCAAAUAUGAAAAAUUGUUUCAAAAUGUUUGAAUUCAAAACACGGACUGCAUUUAUGGUGCUGCUAUUAGCUGUUAGUAUUUUUGGUGACAGUUUACCGAAUAUUUCAAAACAAAAUAAUUCAACGAAAACCAGCUCAUCAAUUGUUAGUGAUCAUGGAUCAAAACUUAUUCAACCUGUGCCAUUAGUAGCUGAACAUCCACAUCAUAUCAAUGUGCAAUCGGAGAAUUUCACAAAUUUAAUGCGAUUGGAAGAUGUGUUGAUGGUGUUCGAUUUGAAAGAAUUGGCAGCCAAAUGGUCGAAAAUUCAACCUGAAUUCAAAUCGGAUUGCGCACAAAACAUGAUCGAAUACUUCCGCGGACUACAACAACACAAAUUAUGGGCAAUAAAAAUGGAUGACGCUACUGGACAUUAUACCACCGGUUUGUUCUAUGGCAACAACUAUUGGAUUGGAUCAUUGUCAUCAUGUAAAUCUAUCUACAAAGAAAAUAUCGUAUCAAAUUCGCCAAGCAUAGCUCGAACUCGUCAAGCAAAAGAUGAGAUUUCGUUCAACGAUGCAUACAAUCCAGCGGCGGCUUCAUUGCCCCAUGAAAAUCCCCCAUUUAUUCCAGGUUUCUUUGUUCUCAAAGCAAAAAUCAAUGAAACCGAAAUUGUAAAAUACCCGCGAACAAUUCGACUUGGAGUGUGUUUACCAUCAACGUGUUCACUGGACGACAUUGCACACAUGGCACUUCUAUCACAAAAAUCGAUGGCUCAUCGUAGCAUGGAAAUCGCAUCGGUUCGAUCACCAACCCAAAAUCCAUAUGAAUAUUGGAAUGAUACAACUUUCAUCAUUCUAGUUACGGUGUCAUCGAUUGUCUUCAUCCUUAUGGUGGUUGCCACAUUAUAUGAGAUACAUCUUACUGCCCGUUCAAAACGAGCAUUGAAAAAUAAAAAUCUAAAUAAAGACGAAAUGGCGUCAGAUUCAUCAUCUGGAAUUGGUUGUACAACAUAUGAUUUGUCGAAUGCCGUUCCAAAUAAAAACGAUUUACCUAUUGGUAUUGUAAUUCCACGUGGAAUGAAUAAUAAUAAUUCGGAUGAAAAUUUGGCCGGAGGUUCAAUCAAUAUUGAAGAAAAAGAGUUGGGCGUUUGGUCCGAGUUGUUGUUGUCUUUCUCGAUUAUCACCAAUUUUAAUGCGAUCUGCGAUCGAAGUGUAGGCAGUGAUACGAUACCAUCAAUUCAUGGACUGCGUGCUAUCUCAAUGGCUUGGGUCAUUUUGGGUCACACGUGUAUCAUUGUAUUCAAAUAUGCGGAUAACAUGGAAUUGCGUAAAGUGGUGGAGAAAGAAUUCUGGUUUCAAACCAUUUCAAAUGCAACAUUUAGCGUUGACACAUUCUUCUUCAUAAGUGGUUUUCUCGUUUCGUACAUAUAUUUCCGAACCAAUGCCAAGGGAAAAUUGGAGAAACUUUCAAAAGGUGUCAAUGAAUUUACAGCAGGCACAUUCCAUUUCUUCGGUUUGAUUGGAUAUCGAUUUGUUCGGUUAACUGCACCAUAUAUGUUCGUUUUGGGUCUCGUUGAAGUUGUUAUGAAAUAUUUCUAUCAUCAUUCCGUUUUUGAAACACCAACACCAGAUCAUGAAAAUUGCCCAAAUUACUGGUGGCGUAACAUUCUCUACAUAAACACAUUAUUCCCUGUCGAACAAAUGUGUAUGCUUUGGAGUUGGUACUUAGCCGAUGAUACGCAAUUCUUUAUUGUUGGAGCAUUUAUUCUCAUCAUUGCCGUGAGACACUUUAAAGUGGCAUCGACGAUGCUCAUCGUGUUCAUGGUGUCAUCAUGGAUAACGACCGGCUUCAUUGCAUUCCAAAAUAAUCACAUACCGAAUACUGAUGAUCCACUUGCAUUGUUUGAUAAGAUUUACGACAAACCAUGGACACGUUUGGGUCCGUAUAUGGUUGGCAUGUGCGUCGGAUGGUUCUUAUUCGAAAAUGAUGGCAAAAUCCGUAUGAGUCGCACCACGCUGGUUAUUGGUUGGUUUUCGUCUAGUUUCUGUUUGCUUUGGCUCAUCUAUGGACUAUACAAUGUCAAAUUAGACCCAUUCACCGCAGCCGCUUACAGUUCAUUGAGUCAUUCAGCAUGGGCCAUGAGCUUGGCUUGGAUCGUUGUCGCUUGUUCAUCAGGUUAUGGAGGUUAUGUUAAUAAAAUUCUCUCAGCACCUGUAAUUUAUCCAUUUUCACGUGUCACGUACUGCGCCUACUUAGUGCAUCCAAUUGCAAUUCGUUUUGUUUCUCUCAAUUCGGAUGCCACACUACAUUUGGGCAGUGAUUCAAUGAUUGUAUUGUUCUUUGGACACAUGAUACUCUCGUUUUUGUUGGCAUUCAUAAUUUCAUUAUCAUUUGAGGCACCUGUUGUAACGAUGCUGAAAAUCCUCACACCAAAUCGAAAGAAAAUUUUAGUUGAGAGUCGGGAAUGAUGAGAUCAAUUUUAAUCAUUUUUCGUUAACAGGUUCAUAUGUAACAUUUUAUUGAGGCCAAUGUAUAGCAUCAUAAAUUCAUUUUUGAACAACAUUGCACACCAAUACUUACCACGUACUUGCCCUAUGAACAAUUGUAAUAAGUUACAAUCAUAAGUGGUGUGCCCAUAAAAAAGCUACUAAGAUAUGUUUGGUAUUUAAUACGCCGUCGCAAACUGUUCUCUUUUGUAUUUAAUUAAAUAGGAAUUCAUUUUAAAUUAAUUUAAAAACCCAAUUUACUGUAGCAAUCAUUAAUCAUAAAUAAUAUAGGUACGUUUGUAAGCUAUUCUUUUAAAAUAAAACCAUACGAAACUAC
Messenger RNA from Contarinia nasturtii (swede midge), 2861 nucleotides. RefSeq names its product O-acyltransferase like protein. The record is from RefSeq and is a predicted model, not a curated record. Gene Ontology annotation, molecular function: acyltransferase activity, transferring groups other than amino-acyl groups. NCBI's taxonomy places the organism in Eukaryota, Metazoa, Arthropoda, Insecta, Diptera, Cecidomyiidae. The coding region runs from base 65 to 2506 and encodes 813 amino acids. The transcript is spliced from 12 exons.